Molecule: messenger RNA, 5219 nt
Organism: Malaclemys terrapin pileata
Lineage: Eukaryota; Metazoa; Chordata; Testudines; Emydidae
Exons: 5
Coding region: 369-3179 (936 amino acids)
Biological process (GO): regulation of transcription by RNA polymerase II
Cellular component (GO): nucleus
Molecular function (GO): DNA-binding transcription factor activity; RNA polymerase II cis-regulatory region sequence-specific DNA binding; protein dimerization activity
Source: RefSeq, a predicted model, not a curated record
ACCCGGCUCCCCGCCACCCCCCCGCGGCUGCUGCGCCCCAGCGGGACCCCGAGCCGGGCAGAGCCCCGGAGCCCCCCAGCGCGGAGCCAAGCAGGAUUUUCAGGGCUGACGUUCUUUCCCGGUUGGAGUGGGGUGAAGACCCAGGGGUUCUGGAGCUCCGGGCCGCUGACGAAAGGGAGCUGCUGAGAGGUGCUGCACGGAUACUACUGUGAUGGGUGACACAGACAAAGAAAUGUAGCUACAGAGUGGAGAAGUCCAGCUCAAAGAACAGAACGAUUCAGGCUGAAUCCUUCAGGAUUUGUGUUUCUGCUUCUAAAUUUGAGACAGCAAAUCUAAACUGUGCUGCAGUAACACUAGUGCGAGGUGAAAUGGCGGAACCCGAAAAGAAAAAGAUUCGAAAGCUGUGCUCUUUUAAAGACGAGUGGUUGCAACUCCCAGAGUACCAGAAUUGGCUUACAAAGGCAAGCGAAGAGUCGGGAUACUGUUCUAUUUGUCAUGUUCAAUUCAAGGUUCACUUUGAUUCUGUAAAAGCUAUCCAGCAUCAUGCAGAGACAGCGGGUCACAAAAUCAAAGUACGAGGACAAGUCCAGUCCAGUCCAAUCGAUAAAUUCUUCGUAAAGAUUGAUACCUCCGAAGAACAACAGGUGUGCACGGCUGAAUUGCUCUUAACAUACCAUGGAGUUACACACCACCACAGCUACCAUUCUCAAGACUGUGGAAAUAAACUCUACCCCUCCAUUUUCACUGAUUCCAAGUUAGCUUCCAAAAUUCACUGUGGAAGGAGUAAAACGGAGGCUUUGAUUGAGACCGUAUUAGCACCCCAUUCAUUAAAACUGGCCAUGCAAGACAUUGGAUCCUCAUCAUUCUCAAUAGUGACAGAUGCUUCUAAUAAAGGGAACACAAAAUUAUUCCCAGUUGCCCUCCGCUACUUUAAUAAAGAUAAGGGAAGUUGCACAUGUAUCGUAGACUUUUUCGAGGAUGCAGAUGAAACGUCAGAGGCAAUCGCAAACAACUUAAGAAGAUGUCUUCAAAAUGCCGGUCUGAUACAUAAUAAAAUUGUGGCAUACGGCGCAGACAACGCAUCUGUCAAUUUUGGAAAACACAAGUCUGUUUUGGUGCACCUAAAACAAAUGUUGGAUUUACCAAACCUUGUGCCAGGGCAUUGCAGCACUCACAUAGUGCACAAUACAGCAAAACAUGGCUUGAAAAUGCUCUCUUACGAUGUAGAGAAUUUGGUCAUCAAGGUUUUCAGUGAAUUCUCGUCCAGUGCAAAGAAUAUUAGUGAACUUAAAGAGUUCUUUGACUUCCUGGAGACAGAAUAUUCGGAAAUCUUACGCCAUGUACCUACACGUUUUGUGACCCUUUUCACUGCCGUCGACAGGUUACUGAAGCAUUGGCCUGCCCUCAAAUCUUACUUUGUGAACAAAGGAGAGGAAAAAGUGAGCUGUGCAAUAUGGGCCUUUCUUUCCGAGCAAGAGGACGCAGUAUCCGAUGAUGACAUUAUUACGCUUCCCGAGCUGUACAUCUACUUUGUGCACAACAUUCUGAGCCAAUUUAACAACACCAUAAAGGUUCUUGAAAGUGAUUUCAUUCAGGUAACUGAACUGUAUGGCAUAUUCAACAGGCUGAGAAGAGAGAUUCAGAAUCGGCAAGAGCAAGGCUUCUAUGGGUACAAGGUGACACAGUUCUUGAAGAAACUGCCGCCUAAUGAGCAGAGUAAAUUUGUUGGCGAUGCCCAACGGGCUUACACACGCAUGCUGCAGUACCUGGAAAAGUGGUUUGAUUUCAGCGAAAACUCUUUCUAUGUGUUGUGUGCACCACUCAAUCUGGACGGACCUCUUGAGCUAGACAAACUGUGUGCUUUGACUACAAACUGGGACAUUCAAGUAGACGGAGAUGAACUCUUUACAGAAAUGUGCUCAUUGAAUGAUGCGCUACCAACCCUAAAGAGUUUGACAAAUGAUGCUGAAUCGACAUUGUCCCCGCAGCAACAAGAGCGCCACCAUCGAAUCAAUGUCUCUGAGGUAUGGGUAGAAUUCUUUAAGCGCUGGGAGGCCCCGAACUUACUUAAAAUUGUCCAGCAUGUGCUUGCUGUACCACCCACCAACGCAUUUGUGGAACGUAUUUUCAGUGUUAUGAAGAACUUGAGGACUAACGAAAGGAAUCAGCUCCAUGUGGACAUGCUGAAAGCUCAGUUAUUCGUGCACUUCAACUAUAAAAUGACAUGUGCCGAGUUUGCUGGAUUUUUGAAGACAAAAGCAGCGAAGGAGCUUGUGGUGGCAGCAAGAAAAGAACAGAAGUAUAAAUCAGGUGAGGAGAUGAUGAGUGAGAACGUGAAAGAGACUCCUCAGCAGGAAGAUCCCGAGCAAGUUGAAACUCACGGGACUUUAUUGGGUAGAUCUGAAGCGACUGUGUCCUGGAGUCCAGAGCCUGGAAAAGCUGGUGGGUCUCAGCACAGGCCAGAGAGACAGCAGGGAAACCAGGCCGGGAAGAACGCGGGUAAAUCCACUCAAUGUGAAGGUGGUUCGAAGAAUCUUAGCGAAAACAUGAUGCACCAGAGAUCCUCCAAAGGGGAGGGGAAAAACACAUGCACCGAGUGUGGGAAAAGCUUCAGUCGGAGUUUAUACCUUAUCAUACAUCGCAGAACCCACACAGGAGAAAGACCUCAUAAAUGUCUUCAGUGUGGAAAAAACUUUAUUGGCAUCCCAACCCUGAAAAAACAUCAGAAAAUCCACACGAGAGAAAAAUCCUAUAAGUGCCCCGACUGCGGGAAAACCUUUGGUGAGAGAUCACACCUUAUUGGCCACCAGAGAGUCCACAGAGAAGCAAAAACCUUCAUAUGCUCUCAGUGUGGGGAAACCUUCUGUAACUGGUCAUCCUUUCUUAGACAUGAGAGAAUCCACACCGGAGAGAGAGCUAAACCUUAUAGCUGCCCCGAGUGUGGGGAGAACUUCCGUGAUAGGACUGGUCUUGUGAGGCAUCAGACAACUCACACAGGAGAGAAACCCUAUAACUGCCUGAAGUGUGGAGAAAGCUUCAGUCGGCGCUCAAACCUUACCAGGCACCAGAAAGUUCACACUGGGGAGAGACCCUAUAAGUGCCUCAAGUGUGGGAAAAGCUUCAGUCAGAAAUCAACCCGCAGUAGACAUCUGAGAACCCACUGGGGAGAAAGCGAAUAAAUGCCCCGACUAGGACAGGCUGAAGUGAGUUAGACUGGAGCAGUUGAGACUAGCUUCCUUUUGAACUGCCAGCUUUCUGUGUGCUCUAAAAUCCACACGUGGACCUGGAUUGUCUUGAAAAUUGCUGUGCUUCAUCUGGGCUGGAGGCAGAGCUAGUGGUGGGAGGUUGUGGCCGUUUGGUCUAGGGGUUCCGCAGAUACAGCCCCCCAAUAAGAAGCUGCUUUUACCAGUCAGAUUGCUCUGAAACCCUGUGCAAACUUAACUCCCAUGAAAAGCAGGAAAUAGAACAUUAGAGUACAUGCUACCCCCACAACAUAACCUUAACUCUGCCGUCUUUGAGUGAAGUCCCAACGUACCUGUACCACACAUUUUCUCUCUACCUUUGCAGAUGCUGCAGAACACUUCAGGAAUAGAGCACUGGUGAGCAGUGUAGGACAAAUUCGAACACCUUCUGUUGCUAAGGGAAGACUCUGGGGUAGGUCAGGCAUAGUGAGCCGCUCUCACUUACAUUCAAAAACCGAGCCUGCCCCACACAGCCCACCCCAGAAUGGCAAAAUGUUCCCAUGGCUUCGCCCUUGCCCUGAGGAUUCCUUGGGAGACGUGGCUUUCACUGACCCCGCAGUGAGCCCCGGAGUCAGAUGGCUGACAGACUCCAUGGCUACAGUCCCUUGUGCAUUUCUACUGGCAGAGCCUGCAGAACUCAGCACUGCAAUGAAGCAUUACUGACCCUUUUAAAGUACACCUGCACCUCUCCUGCUAUCACAGGGACAGCUCUGCCAGCCCGCUCCGGCGAAUCUCGUCCCCAUUCAGUACAGCUACGCCUCACACGGCCAAGGUAGUCAGGUGCAUUCAGAUGAAUUCUAGGAUUCAAAUCUGCGGAAUACAGCACAAGCAAUGGUCCAUCUUCUUAGUCCUUUGUGUCUGCUUAUUAUAUCAACACCUUUACUGAACCGUUCUCAGUGGCUGUUGCCAGCUCCAAGAGGGCAGAGUUAAGGUUGUGCGGUGGGAAUGACAUUUACCUUCAUUUCUUGGGUUUUAGAGGUGUAGGUUUAGCCACUCUCCGCACUGGGGAAGGGCACAAGGUCGUGCUGGGCAGUCUUAGCUCUGCAUUAACUAAGGUUUGGGACAGUUAAUAUAUUUGCUGAUUCCACAAAUGUCGUCAUCAUUUGACUUUUCAGAGUCUGGUUUCCCAUCUCUGGAGUUAGGAGACAGCAGCCAGCUCCAGUCUUCUCCGCCCUCCUCUGGCUCUGCCUAGCUUAGCAAAGGAAAAGCCCCAAUCAGCCCAUCCACCCUCCCGGCUGCUGGGAUUCCCUGUCCCAGCUGGAAUCUUCUCCCUUAUCUUACCUGGUCCCCCAGCCAGUGUCCUAUGGACUGGGUAUCCGAGGAACCUUUUGUACCCUUUAUUCACACAGAUCCCCAGGGACCUGGGGCGAUCCAGUGUUUAGGGACUGGGAGAGACGGGUGAUGGGCAGGGAAGAGCCUGUGUUUGAGCACAGGGGGAUGGGAACCCCGGGACUGAGUGUGUGAAUCAGUGAGCGAUGGUGAGAGCGCUGAGACUGGAGAACUUGUUGCACUAGCAGAGCACAGCUCGUCCUUACAAGGAGGAGCAGCAGCCGCAGCCAGCGCCCAGAGAAGCUAAGACAGCAUUUGCCCAGCUGCAGCUGGCUCACCGUCACAGUCCAAAGGGAUCUGGCAGCCCCUGGAGCUGCCAGCGGCUUGGAGAGAGACGGGCGUUCAGCUCAGGGAGCUCUGCCAGACCCUAGCGCGCUCUCUCGUAGUUGUAACAUUUGGUUAAGACUCCAACAGAGUGCAGUGAACUCAAAGGGAAAUUAACGAAUGGCCGGGUUCUGCCUCGCGAAGAAAUGUCAAGAGCAGCGAGGGCGCCGUUCUAAAGUAAUUCUCUGCAGUUGGGGCUGGCAACAGGGUGUCCUCUGUGUCUGUGUGUGUCUCUGUGUGUGUGUGAAGGAUCUGGAUUAUAUAAAUGGAUGAGGAGGUAAUUUGGACAUUUAAAUAAAACACUGAUUCUUGCCUGCAUAUUUA